Formica exsecta is the source of this 3994-nucleotide messenger RNA. RefSeq lists its product as uncharacterized. The record is from RefSeq and is a predicted model, not a curated record. Bases 803 to 3541 code for a protein of 912 amino acids. NCBI's taxonomy places the organism in Eukaryota, Metazoa, Arthropoda, Insecta, Hymenoptera, Formicidae. The transcript has 2 exons.
ACCAGACAUAUACAAUUAUAACUAAUAUUAAACAUAUAGGAAAAGAAUUUAACUUUACGAAGAGACUGGAACAAAUAAAUUUCUUACAAAUAUAUGAUAUUAUUGGUAUAAUAAUUUAAUUUCAGUGAUGCGACAGAAAUUAAUAGACUUGACAAUUAUCAUCUAUUAAUAUUAUCUGUUCUUUUCUCGUCUAAUGAUACCCAUUGCGAUAAAGUAUAGUAUGUACGCGACUGAAAAAUAACGGCAUCUGUUAUAUAAGGAAACUACUGCAUUUCGAUGAUAUUCACUGCCAGUACUGAAAAUCUAUAGUUUACGUCACGUACACUAUAGAUUUUCAGUACUGGCAGUGAAUAUUGGAACGCAGCCUGCAUAUGCGCGGGAUAUAUCUUUCGAUUUAUUCCUCCGUCCGACAGUUUCAACAACACGUGUCUUUAUUCUUUUUAUGUCAAAACUCGAAAAAGAAAGAACGGAUGAAUAUUACACAAAGGGAUGGAUAAUCAUUUAAAUAAUCAGAAGAAGAAGAAGAGACGUACGAUUCCUGAUUUCACGCUAUUUUUGAUUGUAUGUAUGCUAAACACGAGAAUGAAAUGAACAAAAUCGAUCGUGCAAUUUCGUUUGACAAUGAUAUUGACACAUUGUCCGGUAUUGCGUGAUUUUAAUUAGGUGACAUUGUAUUAUAUGAGAGAACUUUCUUUGGAUUCCAAUGCUGUUUUGACUCGAGGAUAAAUCGCACGUCCGAUUGCUAUCGAUGCAGAGAUACCAGACAUAUUAAAAAGAACGUGCGAAGAAAUCUCUGUUCAUCAUGAGCGAAUCCGACGAUUCUGACAUUCAAGCUGAUAUUCAAGCUCUGACCGAAGCUUUGUCUUUGCCUACAACCAGCGACCCACAACAACAGUUAAUUUCUAGUAAUUCGCGAUCUGAUAGCACUCCCUCGAUAGAUUUUGAUGGGAGCGACGAUGAAUGUUUUAACUAUAUCUAUGAAAAUCAGGACAAUGAGUCUCUGAACGUUUACGAGAUGAAUGAAAAAUUGAUCACAGGCCUGAUGAUAGCCAAGAAAAAAUUGAUUGUUUUGUUACAAGAGUGUGAGAGGAAGAUAAAGGAAGUGGAAGAAAAAAUGAGUUCCAGUGAAAGGUCGAGUUUACGUAUUCCUAGUAGAAUUGCAAUCACCAAUGCUGGCAUGCCAUAUUUUAAGGAUAAGAAUCAUUUUAGAGCACCCAAGAACUGUGACAUGAAGCUGAAGGAACAACGCGGUGAGUUAUUUCUGUCGUCUCUUAGAAAACCGAGUCGUUGGACGGGAAGAGACAGGGAAAUACUUUUAAAGGCCAUAGAAAAUGAGGCUAUUGAAUCGGUACUGUCUAAAGGAUUUAAUGAUGAUAAACAGUCUGAUGAAGAGACAUUGAACAAUCAAGCUAAAAAUAUGGCAUUACUGCUGCCUAGAAAUUUUAAAGAAAUGGUGGGAGCGGUCGGCAAGAGAGAGUUUGAUUGGCAUAAGAUUUCCAGAAUAGAUUUUGACGAUAAGCAUUCACCGGGUGAAUGCCAAGCCAUGUGGAAUGUCUAUUUGCAUCCCGACUUCAACAAGAGCGAGUGGACAAAUGCAGAGGAUAAGAAACUGUUGCAAUAUGCCAAAGAAUGUAAAUAUCAAGAUUGGGACACCAUUACACAGUUGUUAGAAACAAAUCGUAGUGCUUAUCAAUGUUUCAUCAGGUAUAAUACCAUUAAGAAGAUGCCAUCCUUGGGACAUGCUUGGACUAAGGAGGAAGAUGAAUGUCUCGCGAAUAUCAUAAACCAACUCCAGAUCGGAGAUUACAUUCCUUGGUCCGAAGUUGCUAAUCAUAUGCGGCAUAGAACCAAGCAGCAGGUUUACACACGGUGGAUGUACAGGACAGCGCCGCAUUUAAGGAAAGGCAGGUUCACUUAUUUGGAAACAAAAACUCUCAUGGAUGCGGUAGAAAAAUAUGGCAUGGACUUCUGUAAGAUCUCAAAUGUUGUGAUGCCAUAUCGAACUUCUACACAACUCAAUGAACGCUAUCAUACAGUAAUGAAAAACAUGAACAACGACAAAACAUGGACAAUCGACGAUGACGAGAGACUGCUUCAACUACAUAAAAACUAUAAUAACGAUUGGUCCAAGAUAGCCAUGAAUUUUUCCAACAAAUCAAGAACAGAAUUGAGACAACGAUUUACCGCGAUACAAAAAUACAUAAAGAAAAAUAUCUCUGUUCAAGAUAUUCCUAGACAAUCUAAGAAUGGUAAACAGGUUUCAAUGUAUAAGCAAUUAUCUAAGAAUACAUUGGAACAAUGUAAUAAAACCGCAUCGAUUGAUGAUAUUCAGCUAAGAUUGUAUGAAAUUCUUAGUUUACCUCCUUUAGAAAUUAUCAAUUCUCAAAAAUCUUACGAUUCAGAACAGCUCGCGUACGAUACUAGAAGAUUGUAUGAUACAUUGAACUUAUUAAACGUCAAUUUUGAUUUUUCAAGUAGUUCUGUAAAUUUUGUGCAUCUAAAUAAAAAGGAGAAACUACUUUUGGCUUCUCUAAAAGAAUACAUAAAUGUAAGAAAUAAUGGAAUACAAAAUCAUGAGCGAAUAGAAAAGUUCAGAAUGCAAAUGUUUGGUCGUAUCGAAAAAGUUAGCGAAAGUUCUUUCAUACCGCCAUUACCAUUUGAUGGAUACAUAAGAACAAAGAAGAUAAAGAGAAAAGAUCAAUCGAUAGAUUGCGAGCUAAAUGUCAAUGAAAAAUUUCUUAUCGAUGUGCCUACAGAAUUCUCUACAACUUUCUAUAUAGAUUUCAUUAAUCAUGAGGAAGAAAUUCAAUUUUACAAAUUUAGUCAAUUGUUACUAAGUGAUUAUUACGAAUGUGAUGAGCGACAUAUAAAUUUAUACAAAUUAUUAGAAUGUAAUCUCUCUUUUGAUAAAGCGAGCACUUCACCAGAAUAUCAUAAUAGUACGGAUGUGGAUUUGAAGUUAACAAACUACAAGCAAAGAAAAUGCUCGAAUAAAUUGCAAAUACCUAUAAGCACUGAAUAUACUAACGAUGAAUAUGAAGAAAAGCUAUUCACUAUGUCGAAUAUAAUUAUGCCGAAUCGAGCAACUUUAUUAGGUUUCAAGAAUUUGCUUCUUUGGAAAUUGUUGUAUGAAUGUCAAAAUAAAUCUGAACAUUGCGAAUUAUUAUUCAAAAGUGAACAACAAGAAACGGAACAAACAACAACAAACUGUCCUAUACAAACGGAAAGCGCCGAAUAUCAAUUGCUGCAAAUUCGUUUGCUGCAAUUAUUUAAACUUCCCAUAGGUUUAUCAAACUCCAUAUUGGAACUAUCUGGACCAGCACCUAUAUUUUUGACAAAAAAGGAUGAGAAUCAGAAAACCGUUUCGAAAAAGAGAAAAUUUAAAGAUGUGAAUUCUGGAGAAUUGAAUAAAGAAAUAAAUAACUAUAACUCUCUUUCCAAUAGCAGUUCUAAGUUUGACUCCAAUAUUGAAACUGCGGAUCUUCCCAUAGUACGUAAUUGCAAGGUAGUUUGUAAAAAAUAUAAAAUUAUCGCAAAAUAAUAUUUGAUUCUUGAUAUCAUUAAAUUAAUCAAAGAUAAAGGAAGUAAGUUAAAGGAAGCACAUUUUUUCACAAAUAUGUUAUAUUCUCCUUUUCCGUAUUAAAGUAAACUGAUGUAAGAUAAACUUAUUUAUUACAAAAGAAAAAAAAAUAUAUGUAUAUAUAUAUAUAUAUAUAUAUACAUAUACACAUUACAAAUAUAUAUGUGCACUUUUACUACGAUUAUAGAAUAUAAAAUUAAAACUAUAAAUUUUGGGAAAAUGACAGCUAUAAAUUUUAGGAAAAUGACAGCUAUAAAAUUUAAUGGCCAUAAGAGAGUGGCACUAACUAAAUUUAGUUUUAUGUAAUUUAUUUACCACCUGUGUAAUUAAUAUCAAGAAAAAGAUACAACUUCCUUUUUCAUAAAACAAUAUUAGAAAAAUGCGAUAGCAAUAACCUAGGUAAAAAAAUAUAUU